UCGACCUUAAACAUUUUAUAAAAAAUGUAUACGAAUAUUAAUUUUAUUAUGAUAUAUUUAAGUAUUUUCGUUUCAUCAAGUAUAUCUAUUUUAAAUUGUAGUUAAAGUGGUCAAAAUGUGCAAAUUUUAAAGUUUUAAAAUGUUGAAGUUUGGAUCAAAAGGAGACAGCAAUGUAGUCUUUAAAUGCACGGUGCGUUUAUUAGAAGACACAGAAAUUCUAGAAUGUGAAUAUAAGCCAAACCAAAAAGGAAAACAUUUGCUGGAGUAUGUUUGUCAGCAACUGAACAUUGCAGAACAAGACUAUUUUGGAUUAAGAUAUGUUGAUUCUUCACAGCAAAGACAUUGGCUGGACUUGGGUAAAUCGAUUACUAAACAAGUUAAGGACAUGCAGGAAGUUUUGUUUAGCUUUAGAGUCAAAUUUUACCCCCCUGAUCCAUUCAAAUUAAAAGAAGAAAUAACACGUUAUCAAAUCUUCAUGCAGCUAAAACGUGAUUUGUUACAUGGUAGAUUAUGUUCUCCUAAUGAAUCGAUUAUGCUAGCUGCUUUAAUAAUUCAAGGUGAGUUAGGCGACUAUGAUCCUGAAGUUCAUGUAGGUAACUAUGUCUCAAGUUUUCGAAUUUUGUUAAAACAAACUGAACAAAAUGAAGAAAAAAUAAUGGAAAUCCAUAAAAGAGAUUUAAAAGGACAAAGUCCCUCUCAAGUUGAAAAUAAAUUUCUCAAAAUUGCGUCACAGUUAGAUACAUAUGGUGUUGAUCCACAUCCAGCAAAGGAUCACAAAGGUACUCAACUGUACUUGGGUAUUAAUUACAGUGGUAUUUUAACAUUUCAAGGAAGUAGAAAGACCCAUCACUUUCGUUGGCCUGACAUUCAAAAAAUUAAUUAUGAAGGAAAAAUGUUCAUAAUUCACCUUAAUUAUAAUGAAAAAAAACAUACAAUCGGUUUCAAAUGUGCCACUGGGGCAUCUUGUAAAUAUGUUUGGAGAUGUGCAAUAGAGCAAAUGCUGUUUUUCACGCUGCCAUGCAGUUCAGAUGCUCCACCAGUUGUAAUAGGUGGCGGCUUUUUUUCGUGGGGGACGAAGUUCAAAUACACUGGUAGAACUGAACGAGAAAUUUUAGAGGACGCUAAUCCAUUGGAACGUAAGGAACCUAAAGUUCAGCGCACAUCUAGUAUAAGUAGGAAAGCUGCAAGUGUGCCUGCUACACCAUCCACGCCAUUACAGCCUCACUUAGGAUACAAUACAGUCCCCUGCUCUAGUCAUUCCGAUGGGGGAGGCUUUAUGGCAGAACCUAGUAGUAACCUUGGACUUUAUGUAACAUUAGAUGGUUCUUCUACGCACAGUUGUGGCGAUGUCGCAGGACUUCAAACAGUGAGCGAGGAUCAUGAAUCGUCAGGUGCUUUGAAGAAUUCAUUGGAACAGUUUAGCGAAUAUAACUUUCGUGAUUCAUUUGAUCACUCGUCUUCUGAAUCUCAAUUACAUGAAAGUAGUAACUAUAGAAGUUUGGAUUCAAGUUACUCACAUAGGUGUAACUACAAUCAAGCGUUACAAUUUCACCCGCGAACUGGAUCUCAUAUGCUUUUGUCUAAUAUCAUUCAAACCAAUUCAACUGAAUCAACUUCUAGCCAAAAGCAUAAACAAAAGAAACUAAAGAAAAGAAUAAUACUUUUAGCAAUAAUAUUUAGCGUAUUUUUGUGCUCUGCCUUUUUAAUUCUGUCUGGAAUUGGCUUGCAAGUGUUAAAUAAUCUAGACAGUUUGUCAGUUUUUAAAUGUAAUUUAUACGAACUGUUUAAGCAACAAUUCCAGCAUUUAUUUUCAAAUUUCUUUAAAUAUUAACAGAACUUGCCCAUUUACAAAUUUUGUACUUUUAUAUGUACGUAUGUACAACUACUUAAGCAUUUAAUAAUUAUUUUGCAAAAAGUCAGCAGAUACAGUCACAUAUCUUGAAUAAUUACAACCCUAUAAUUAAAACGUAUCACAUAAAUGAUCCUCUUCUUAUCUGUCAUUUUUUCUAACUAAAGUGAUAUCUCUAAUAACACAUUUCAAGUGCCAUAAGAACAUAGCUUAAUAUUUAAAUUUAAACUAAAAUAGAUAAAAAUAUAUGACUGCAUUUUCUAUAUAUUGCGAGAAUACUUUAUUCAAUAUUUAUCAACUGUUUGCCGUUCAAUAUGUAGCGCUUCCACAAAAAUAGUAAGCUUGCCUUUUCAUUAAAACUAUUUUAUGUAUUUUCCGUACUAAGUGGACCAACUGAUGAACAUAAAUACAGGUGUGAUUUAUCAAUAGUUGGGAUUGCAAACUAUUAGAUAUUUUUCCUAAUGAAUUAAUAUUUCAUUUCAAGACAAAAAAUUAUGAACCGCUACCAAAUUAAAAAUCUGCAAUACAAUAGAAUAGUUAGAUUAGUUGUAUGUGCAUUUUCAAAAUAUUUUUAGGUAACUUAUAAAAAUUGAUUUUGUUAAUACGAUUGCUAAACAAAUAAUAGGGUUAUGCUUUAGAAGAUUAGUUCUUUAACAUGUAAAUAUAAAAAAGUUAAUUGUCAUUAAAUACGUUAGAUAAAUAAUAAUUCCUCUAGUCAAUUAAAGGUGCCACAAAACCUGAAAUACUUAAAAAUUACUAUUACGCUUUAAAUUGUUUUAUUUGCUAAUAUUUGUUGUAUUAUUUAUGUAGAUUCCAUUUGUUAACUACAAAGUACGGUAGGGUGGCUGUAAAUACAGCUAAGGUGUUUUAAUAGUACAAUUUUUACAUUGUGAUAUCGAACGCAUAAGGUUUUAAUACAUAGAUACUUAUUUAUAUUAAAGCAAUUAUUAAUAGCACGUUUUAGUAGUUUAUAUGUGUUAGGAACAGCUUGAUUUAAGAGUAGUUUGUUAAAUUUUCGUUGUUUUUAUAAAUUAGUUGUUUAAAUGUGUAGAUUAAUAGUAACUGCUAAAAAUUGUAUAUUUUCUCAAACGUUGACACCGAUUGUUAAUCAAAAUGUACGAGUUUACGAAAAGGGUACGUGGCAUUUUAAACAAUUCCAUAUGCAAUCAAACUAUUUAUUUCUUGCAUUCCAAAAACAGAACAAAUUAUGCAUCUUUCAUAUAUGCUUUAUUUAAACAAUUUAUUGUCUGUGAUCUGACUUCAAUCUGCAAUUGUAAAGUUUUAGUAAUAAUAAAUGACCAUUGUAUUUGCAAUAAUAAGGGAUUUCAUUUACAACACGUGUUUGUGAUUUCCCGUUUUAUCGGCAGAGUUUGUUACGUACACAAUUUUUAGAAUAUGUAAAAAAUAUGACGGUUUGCUUUUAAGUUUUCGUAAACUACUUGUAAAUCCAAAAUCUUACAGAUAGUUGGUGUAGAUCUUCAAAUCAUCAGUAUAUAUCAUAUAAGAAGUCAUCACCUUGCAUGUUUAGUUUUUAUUUAUAGAAUUUAUAUAAGUUAAGUUCACUCAAUUCAUCUAGUAAAAUUAAGCUAAGCGAGUAUUUUCGUUUUACAAUGACUAAAUGAUGUUGGCUUUUGGUUAUCAAUCGAGGA
Agrilus planipennis (emerald ash borer) is the source of this 3498-nucleotide messenger RNA. Its product is annotated as FERM domain-containing protein 5-like. The transcript has 9 exons. NCBI's taxonomy places the organism in Eukaryota, Metazoa, Arthropoda, Insecta, Coleoptera, Buprestidae. The record is from RefSeq and is a predicted model, not a curated record. The coding region runs from base 140 to 1831 and encodes 563 amino acids. Gene Ontology annotation, cellular component: cytoskeleton. Gene Ontology annotation, molecular function: cytoskeletal protein binding.